AUGCGCCGCCGCCUCUGGCUGGGCCUGGUCUGGCUGCUGCUGGCUCGGGCACCGGGUGCCCCGGGCGGGUACCCGCAUCUGGAGGGCGACGUACGCUGGCGACGCCUCUUCUCCUCCACCCACUUCUUCCUGCGAGUGGACCCCGGUGGCCGGGUGGAGGGGACGCGCUGGCGGCAUGGCCAGGACAGCAUUGUCGAGAUCCGCUCCGUCCACGUGGGCACCGUGGUGAUCAAGGCUGUGUACUCAGGCUUCUACGUGGCCAUGGAUCGCAGAGGCCGCCUCUACGGGUCGGUUCCGAGAACGCAUCGAGGAGAACGGCUACAACACAUAUGCCUCACGACGCUGGCGGCACCACGGCCGCCCUAUGUUCCUGGCACUGGACGGCCAGGGCAUUCCCCGGCAAGGUGGACAGACACGGCGGCACCAACUGUCCACACACUUCCUGCCGGUGCUGGUGUCGUCUUGAAGGGCUUGCUGGUUAAGGAAGCAUGCACAGCAGAGGGGGCUGGAAGAUCUGGAGUUGGUCAGCAGGGGUCCAGGCCAGAGAUCCUGGACCUACAUGGGUGUCUGCUAGCUGCCAGGCAUGGAGAUAUGGCAGGGUCCCUAUAGGGCAGGCCAACUCUCAGGGGAUACACAAAAUUGGCAGUUUCCACACAUCUAGUCUGGAGGUGAGGACACUGCUGAGCUCAGGCUGACAAGUGCUCUGGGCACAGCAUGGAGACUUGGAGGUGGGGACACACCAGGUGGCUAGGGGCCAGAGAGGGUGGACACCUAUUGUCCCAUGUGGUCAGAGUAGGGGACCGGAGCCAAGAGCAUUUCUAUUUCUUGCUCUUCCAGGGGGACUAAGCUUAGUUCUCACUCACAAUCACCUGUAUGCCCGCCCCACUCCAGAGGAUCCGACUCUUUUCUGACCUCUGCAGGUACCUGCACUCAUGUGCACAUACCCUGCUUCCCAUACACCUAAGAUCACAC
Myodes glareolus (Bank vole) is the source of this 972-nucleotide messenger RNA. RefSeq names its product fibroblast growth factor 22 (gene Fgf22). Lineage: Eukaryota; Metazoa; Chordata; Mammalia; Rodentia; Cricetidae. The record is from RefSeq and is a predicted model, not a curated record. Gene Ontology annotation, molecular function: growth factor activity.